GCGGUUUUACAAAACCCACCAAAAAAAAAGUCCAUACAGUUUUAGAAAAUAACAGAGAUAUAUGGCGAAGAGCAAAGACGGUUCGAUACUAAACCGGCUGAGAAGGGCAGUGAAGAAGGUGAGAUUCGUGUUAAGGUUCAAUUUGAACAGUCUGUGGAAUCUGGUACCCAUGAUCGGUUCGUCUUCUUCGUCUCGUCGGUUUAGUUUCAACGACAGACCCGGUUUAAUGGCGGCUUAUACGACCGAUGAAUACGAACCGGUUCGCGAUGACUCGACCGGUUCAUCCACGCAGAGAGGAGCCUUGUACAGAACAGCGAGCUAUCCGUCGUCGGACGAGGACAUAGACAAGAAGGCUGAGAUGUUCAUAGCGAAUUUUUACAGGCAGCUUAAGAUAGAGAGACAAAUCUCUUUGGAGCUUAAAUAUUACCGCCAUAAUAAUUCUAGCUUCGAUUACAGAUCGCCUUAGCGAUAUUUUCUUCUUCUUCUUUUUUCUGGGGGUGUUUCUAAGAUUCUUCAAUUAAAUUAAUUGUUUCAUAAUGUUUUUUUUUUUUAUUGUUUUUGUAACGAUCGGGUUUUUUUGUUUGGGUCGUCGGAGAUGUCACCUCUUAACCUUUGUUUUUUUAAUGUUAUGAGAGGUUGGCCGUCGUCAAUCAUUUGUUUCUUUUGUGGGGCACAAAUCUUUUGUUACAGAUCGGAUUAUCAUUAAAAUCCACUGUAAUGAAUAAUGAUAUAUGUCGUUUGCUUUGUUA
This is a messenger RNA of Tarenaya hassleriana, 749 nucleotides long. RefSeq lists its product as uncharacterized. The coding region runs from base 62 to 466 and encodes 134 amino acids. Lineage: Eukaryota; Viridiplantae; Streptophyta; Magnoliopsida; Brassicales; Cleomaceae. The transcript has a single exon. The record is from RefSeq and is a predicted model, not a curated record.